This is a messenger RNA of Oncorhynchus mykiss (rainbow trout), 2447 nucleotides long. RefSeq lists its product as uncharacterized. NCBI's taxonomy places the organism in Eukaryota, Metazoa, Chordata, Actinopteri, Salmoniformes, Salmonidae. The record is from RefSeq and is a predicted model, not a curated record. Gene Ontology annotation, molecular function: sequence-specific double-stranded DNA binding; DNA-binding transcription factor activity, RNA polymerase II-specific. Gene Ontology annotation, biological process: spinal cord motor neuron cell fate specification; neuron projection morphogenesis; endocrine pancreas development. Gene Ontology annotation, cellular component: nucleus.
CUGUGUGAGUGAGUGUGGGAGAAUUGUGUCUCAAUCUCAGUUGGUGAAACUGAUACCAAAUAUUUGUAGUUCGUAGUUUUGUAGUAGACUAUAAUAAAUAGAUAUAAUGCAACAUGUAUUGAUAAUAAUUAUAUGACCUAAAGGUUUACAGAUAUGAUAACAUUUGUAUUGGUUUUGAACAAAAAGGCCUAUGAGGCCAUUUUCACUUUCAUUUUUCAAAGGCGUGUGAAUGGUCAUGAAUAAAAAAUACAAAUCCUAAACCAUACUGUGCCUUACAGCAUCAAACUAAAUUGAAACAUUUGAUGUAGAAAAUAUUUCAGGUUAAUGUAUAUUCUCCGUGUAUAGUGCAUUUAUAAUAGGUCUAUUGGUCAUUACUUCUUCCUUUUGGGAAUACAUUUUUUUUGGGGGGGGGGAAAUCAGUUAUAUUUUAUUUAAUCGAGGAGAAUUGAUCAAAUGUCCAUGGACGGUAUGAAUGCUGAAAUACAUCAUGAUGGUUCAGAAUCGAAACGAUAGCGCCUUUUCUCUCACGGCUUGCGCUCGUUUAUAUUCCAAUUCAGGCUGCUUCCUAGAAUAGUUGACCAAUUCGAAAAUAAUCUUCCCUCCAAAUUUGUAAUUGUAGAGUCGCCUAUAUAAUGCAAUGUUGGCCUAAUUCAAACAACGAUACAUUUACUCCGAGUUGUCAGCUACAUUUCUAAACAUUUGGUUAUUUAUAGUGUCAGGUGCUUUGUGUGAUAAAACAAAGUAACAAAAUAACUGCGCGGUUAUGAUACAUGAUACAUUACAUAUUAUUAUUUGUUUAGGCUACAAAUGUAUAGACGUAAAGUUAUUUUGAGCCACACCACCCUAAACGGGAUCCGUGGGACGUCCCAAAUCUGAUGUCACACUACUGAAGUGACAUUUUAUUAAACGGUUUUAGUAAGGGUUAAAGUUAGUUAAUGAUUAUUGUUCAAGUGCAGGUUAGGGUUAGGGUUAGGGUAAUGGACGUCCCAAGGUCUCGGAUAGCACUAACUAUUCUACGAGCGCCCAAGAAGUACAGUGUGGCGAGCUCGAGCGCACUAGCAGUGUGAACGGGACCGUAAUGAACGCAUUAUAAAGCUGUCUGACCCGGUGUGUUCGCUGAGAUUAGCCAAUCAGAGUCUGGGCUGGAGAGCUUCAACAGCAGAGCGGUGUGACAACAUUUGUCAGUUGCAGGUGGAGACGUAUUAGCACAGGACAGGACAGGACAGGACAGGAGGAGAGGGAGGAGAGACUGGAAACACCGCCGGAGAAAUUUGGCUAUAACAAAGAAGGAUAUUGUCAAGAAAGUGAUAACGUAACGUUUUAUAAUAAUUUAUUGAAAAAAACUGAAACAUUCUGGGUAACAGCAGUUUUAAAACUCUCGACAAGAUGUUCUAUCAUUUUGUCUAGAACAACUAUUUCCGACAAAACUUUACCCAGAAGAAUCAUUCUAAUUGCACAAUUUGAGUUGGAGGAAAGUUUCAGGAAAGGUCUACAAUGGCGAAAUCUAAGAACUUUGGAAUCGACGCGCUGUUGGCGCACCGGGACAUCUCCCCGGGACUGCGUUUUGAGGACAGCCGCGUCUCUUACCACCCGUCGGAAACACCAUCCCCGCAGAGGACCCACAACGGUAUCCACAUUCAGAACGGAAUGAUCCACAAACCGGGUCUACUGAACUUCUCCCAGCCGGGACUCACCCAGCUGUCUCAGGGGGCCAUCCAUGGAAUGUAUCCCACUCACAUGUACCGCAUCGCGGCCCUUGGGGGGCAGCACCCUGCCUUUACCUACCCCGGUUUUGCGCAGCAUGCCCAGCAGUACCCAGAGCACCUACACCCAGCAGCUAUGGCUGGGUUCCCGUUAGAACACUGGAUUAGAGCCGGAAUGACGCUUCCAAAACUAGGGGACUACGGUACCUCUUCUCAGGAUAGUCUGAUGGGGAAGUGUCGUAGGCCCAGAACAGCCUUCACCAGUCAACAGCUACUACACCUGGAGAACCAGUUCAAACUCAACAAAUACCUGUCCAGACCUAAACGCUUUGAGGUGGCCACCUCUCUCGUGCUCACAGAGACACAGGUGAAGAUCUGGUUCCAGAAUAGACGUAUGAAGUGGAAGCGGAGCCGCAAGGCCAAGGAGCAGGCAGCCCAUGUACAGGGGGAACACGACUGCCCACACAGGGGGAAGAACAGCACCAAGACUGGGUCUGGAGAUACCCGGAACUCUGGUACCCUAGAGGAUGAGGAGGAUCUGGAAGCAGAAGAGGAAGAUGAGGAGGAUGUGUUAAGUGCUAGUACAUUAGCAGCUGGAGUGGGUUUAGUGUCUCACCCCGCAAAUUUCCUGAGGCACACCGUUACGGAUCUCAGCUAUAGUUCUCAUGGUUUUUACUCAGAAGAUGAACUAGAGGACCGUGGACCUGGGCUGGAGAGGAGGGUUGGGGUGGGUUUAUGAGGAGA